AUGCCCGGUCAAGAAGGAUAUAACGAGUUGUUACAGGCUCUUGAAGUAGAUGGUAGACGUAUUGGAUAUAAUGCCAUGAAAGCAGCACAAAAAGCUGAGCAAUUGCUUGAAGAUGAUUUAUUUGGUCGAAAAUAUUUGGAAACAAUUCGUUCUCGAGCAAGAGAAUGUGUUGUUAGUGUUCCAUAUGACACCAAUAAUUCACAUGAUCAAGGCGAUUGUAUGUCUCCCAUAACAACAAAUAAAAUCCAUUUGAUUAUUAAAUGUAACGAACGUUUAGAAAAUUUGUGUGAUCAAAUCAAACAUUUAGGUUUUAUUCUUAUGGAAAAUGCCGAAAAAUUACGUGGUCUAAUUGAUUUGAAUAUAGUUAACGUUGAUAAUGAAACAAAAUCAGCAUGGAAAAAUGAAUUAAUACAAAUGCAGUCAAUCAUUUCAUCAAAUUGUGCAUUGAUUAUUACUUACUAUCAUGAUAGAAGUCAUACAAGUUCAUAUGUACUCAGACAUCCCACCGUCUCUGAUUCUUGGCAACAAAUUAUUGAAAUUGAUGAAGAUUUCUUUUCAAAAUUAAGAAUUUUUCUGUUGAAUUUAAGAUUGUUUAAUGUAAGACUUUAUAACAUUAUACAAAAUUGGUUAAAUUUAAAUGAAUCCAAACAAGAAUAA
Molecule: messenger RNA, 657 nt
Organism: Didymodactylos carnosus
Lineage: Eukaryota; Metazoa; Rotifera; Eurotatoria; Philodinida; Philodinidae
Source: the annotation of a GenBank genome assembly